CAGUUGCUGAGGGGAAAAGAGGGCGCCGCCAUUUUGUCGACAGCGAGGAGAGUGGAGGCCUCAGCCGGGAGCUUGCCCAAGGUCCUCUCGCGGCCCAGUCGCAACCGAUUCUGUCUUGUCCUGCCUAGGCUUCGCGCCAGCGGACUGUAAGGAAGACACAUUAACCUCUGUCUCCCAUCUUCCCAAAUGCUAUUAAGUAACAUCACGGCAGAGAUGUCGGAAUACAUCCGAGUUACAGAAGAUGAGAAUGAGGAACCCAUUGAGAUCCCUUCCGAGGAUGAUGGGACUGUGUUACUCUCCACAGUUACUGCUCAAUUCCCAGGGGCAUGUGGCCUGCGUUACAGAAACCCGGUGUCUCAGUGUAUGAGAGGAGUCCGAUUAGUGGAAGGAAUUCUUCAUGCGCCGGAUAAUGGCUGGGGAAAUUUGGUAUACGUGGUGAAUUAUCCCAAAGACAACAAGAGGAAAAUGGACGAAACGGAUGCUUCGUCAGCCGUUAAAGUGAAACGGGCGGUGCAGAAAACUUCCGAUCUGAUAGUUUUGGGUCUUCCGUGGAAAACAACAGAGCAAGAUCUGAAGGAGUAUUUCAGCACGUUUGGAGAAGUUCUCAUGGUGCAGGUUAAGAAGGACAUCAAAACUGGCCACUCAAAGGGGUUUGGCUUUGUGAGAUUUACCGACUACGAAACCCAAGUGAAAGUCAUGUCCCAGCGUCACAUGAUCGAUGGGAGAUGGUGCGACUGCAAGCUCCCCAAUUCUAAGCAAAGUCCAGAUGAACCUUUGCGUAGCAGGAAAGUGUUCGUUGGCCGUUGCACUGAUGACAUGACUGCCGAUGAGCUCCGUCAGUUUUUUUCACAAUACGGAGAAGUGGUUGAUGUCUUCAUUCCCAAACCAUUCAGAGCUUUUGCCUUCGUUACGUUUGCUGAUGAUCAGGUCGCCCAGUCCCUCUGUGGUGAGGACUUGAUCAUAAAAGGAAUCAGCGUCCAUAUAUCCAAUGCUGAGCCUAAGCAUAAUAGCAGUAGACAACUAGAAAGAGGUGGAAGAUUUGGUGGAAUACUCCUGUCUCCAUGCUUUCCUCAUCCAAGACUCCAUCACACUGCACAUGCUGCGUCUUAAGAUGGUGGGUGUUCCAUUUUAUCCGCUCCUCUUUUUAUUUCAUGGAGUCGUACUCAACGCUGUGAACGCAAGGCUGUGAGAUGGAAAACCAGAAGGCUUGUUUGAACUUCUGAAAACCUUGUGUGGGAUUGGAUUUGUGGUGCCAAGGCAUGUGAGGGCUUGGUAUGUGCGAGAAAAAGAAGGAGGCGCAUGCAGAGAGAGACUUGGUGGUGCAUUAUGGGAUUUUUUUAAAAAAACAUUUUUUUUUUCUUGACGCAAUGUCCCUCGACCCUGUGGCUUUGGUGAGAGAGUGUGCGGAGAGCGAUGGGAGCAGACGUACGAAUGUUUUCCUUGCAUUCAAACGGACAUCUGAUCUGGAAGAACUUUUAAAAAGGGGGGGGAGGAGGGCGUUUUACUUAGUUAACCAAAUUAGUUGGAUGUGUUAAGUGAAACGAAUAUCUGUAUAUUUUUUUUUUCCUCUCCUUUAUGUCAACUCUGCUGUGAAUGCUGUAUGGUGUGUGUUAUUUUGUUCAAUGAUCCUGUAAGUGUGGUAAUGUGAAACGAAGGUGGGGCUUUUGAUGGGAACAUCCAGUUCGUAGUGUGCUUUCUGUGUAUUUUUUUUUCUUCUUUUUUUCUUCCAGCAAAGCUCACUUGCGAGCUCAGGUGUUCCCUUGCGGGUGGACGUUUUUUCUGUCUGUAAGAUAUCCAUAUGAAUGCUGUUUGCUGAAGUUCUGUGUUUGGAUGCUUUUUUAUAAGAUUUGUCAAUGUAGGAAAUUCUUAAAUAAAACUGAUUUAAGUAAUACGUGUGUGUGUUUGACAGCCCCCAGGAGCAAAAGAGCUCCUAUUUUUUAAUUGAUUAAAAGUAUCAUUUAGGAUAAAAAUUAAGUUUUUAAAAAAUGUUUUUUAGGUUUGCCUGCCUCAUGUAGCAGAAACUCCAAAACUUAAGACCCAGCCUUAUCUUCAUACCUUUUGCGAUAAACAUCUGAAAUGCAAUUCUGUUACAUGAAGUACCCCAUCCCUGGUCAGCAGGCACCACUAAUUUCCUGGGUGUAAGCAAAGAUCCCAAAUAACCCUUGAGUAUCUAUAGCAUUGUGUUCUCAGGGCAUUCAGCCCUGCUGGGAAUAGGAUGCUAUUAACCUCAGUUUCAAUGUGGUGAACAGUUGGACAAAGUGUUGGCAAACAUUUGGCUCUAAAUGAUAGUUGCAGGCCUUAUACUGUUCCUUACUCGAUACAAACUUACAGCUUUCAUUUGGUAGGUAGUGGGAGCCGUCAAUUUGGUCCCAACUAAAUUUAUACAUUUUAAAACCUCCUUUCGCUUCCCUGAUUUUGUUUGCAUUUCAGCCUAAAAUCCUAUUUCCUUUUAAAGGACGUUAGUGUAGGUCUUAAAACUUAUGUGCUGGGUGCUUAUUGUGGCGUGGUUGUUCGAUACUAAAAACUGGUUUAUUACUCCAGAAGAUGGUUCUUGAUGUAAAGCAGAUCUGUGACUAUUCCAAAGGACAUAAUAAGUCUUACAUUGCGUAAUCUUUACUUCGCCUAAAUCCGAUCCUUUUGCCAAAAUCUGUACCAUCUGCAUUUUGCAUUUUAGCACUUGCAUUAACACCAGCUACUGCUGCUGAGUAACACUUAAUAUGGUUUUCUCGGACCUCCCAAGGCUAAACUGUGUCAUCCCAGGAAGGAUCCUGAGGGUAAGUUUGAUACCUCACUAGCAUGGUUUCAGUAAUUUAUGUUAGCUUGUAUUUAUAAAGCCCAAGGGCCACUUCUGAACAGAGAGGGGGACCCAUGCGGUGAUCAUUUUAAUGCUACUUCAAGCACUAAGGGCUCUAAUGUCCCUUCCCUUCCAAUCCCUAAGCAUCUUAGAAAUGUUUUCAAACAUGAUUCAUAUCGUUAAUUUUUUUCCCCCGUUAGUGUUGAAAGUGAGUUUAAUAAACAGAAUUCUCAUAACUUGAU
Messenger RNA from Protobothrops mucrosquamatus (brown spotted pit viper), 3036 nucleotides. It is a transcript of the gene TARDBP, whose product is annotated as TAR DNA binding protein. NCBI's taxonomy places the organism in Eukaryota, Metazoa, Chordata, Lepidosauria, Squamata, Viperidae. The transcript is spliced from 8 exons. Gene Ontology annotation, biological process: regulation of gene expression. Gene Ontology annotation, cellular component: nucleoplasm. The record is from RefSeq and is a predicted model, not a curated record. Bases 187 to 1110 code for a protein of 307 amino acids. Gene Ontology annotation, molecular function: RNA binding.